Molecule: messenger RNA, 216 nt
Organism: Rotaria sordida
Lineage: Eukaryota; Metazoa; Rotifera; Eurotatoria; Philodinida; Philodinidae
Source: the annotation of a GenBank genome assembly
AUGUUUUUCAUAAGAAACAGUAAUUAUUAUUUGUUAAGUGUUGUAAUUAAAAAAAAUUAUAUUUAUCCAUUUAUUCGAUGUUUGUCAUCGAAUACAACUAAUAAGCUACAUGAAGUUGGUCUCUUUACAGCUAUUAAACAUGAAGGCAAUUAUGAGACAGGUCAGGUAUGUCAUUCAAUGAUGGAUAAAUGUCAAAAUCCUAUUAGAGCAUGUUGA